This is a messenger RNA of Oryzias latipes (Japanese medaka), 3346 nucleotides long. It is a transcript of the gene grnb, whose product is annotated as granulin b. The record is from RefSeq and is a predicted model, not a curated record. Gene Ontology annotation, cellular component: extracellular region. Lineage: Eukaryota; Metazoa; Chordata; Actinopteri; Beloniformes; Adrianichthyidae.
UCAGUGUCACGUGCGAGUGUGUCACGUGAUUAUUAGCCUAACGGAAGAGCACCUUAGCAGUUCUGUCUUCUCAUAGAGCAGCAGGGAGAUUUGCGUGGAUUGGAAGUGUUUUGACUUUGCUGGGAAGUCAUCAGAAGAGGAUGCAUCUGUGAGCUUUCUGUUGUUUUCAGACGACCUGCACGAUCUUCUAUCGGCUUUGAGAUGAGGGCCUUGUGUGUGGUUCUGGUGGGGCUCAGUGCUGCCCUGCUCUGUCCUGAUGGAGCCGUGUGUGCAGACGGACACAAAUGCUUCCUGAACAGCCAUGGAGGAUUCACAUGUCCGCUCCCCCAUACGAGGGUGGGGGCAGUAAUCUGUCCGGAUCAGGAGUCCGAGUGUCCGGACGAAACCACGUGCUGCCAGCUUCCCGAUGGCUCCUGGGGCUGCUGUCCUUUCCCCAAGGCGGUGUGCUGUGAGGACCAGCGCCACUGUUGUCCUGAAGGAACGACUUGUGACUUGGUGCACUCCAAGUGUGCGUCUCCGUCUCUGCAGGCUUUCCCCAUGCUGCAGAAGGUGCCUGCUCAAAGGGUGGGGACUCUACCAGUAUUUGCAGCCGCUGCCUCAGUGGUGUGUCCUGGUGGCAAAAGCAGCUGCCCCAACUCAUUUACCUGCUGCCUGCUGACCAGUGGAGACUUCGGCUGCUGCCCCUACCCACAGGCCACAUGCUGCAGCGAUCAUCUGCACUGUUGCCCUGGCAACACCACAUGUGACCUGGAGCGUGGAGUCUGCAAGUCUGGGGAGGCGCGCGUGGAGCCAAUAAGAGCGGUCUCCGCUUCACCUGAAGACGUUUUGUGUCCGGACCAAAGGUCUAUGUGUCCAGACGGGACCACCUGCUGUCAGCUGAACAACGGCACCUUUGGCUGCUGUCCUCUGCCCAACGCUGUGUGUUGUUCGGAUCACAUGCACUGCUGCCCUGAAGGCACCACGUGUGACCUGGCCCACAGUACCUGUGUCUCAGCUGCAGGGGGCACUGCUGAGGCUGUGAUGGUGCCAGUUUCAGGGACGCCACCUAAAACACACCCAGUCAGAGGUCUGGCCGUUCCCUGCAACGCCUCUGUGGCCUGUGCUGACGGCAGCACCUGCUGCAGAGCUUCCAGGGGACAAUGGGGCUGCUGUCCUUUACCGGAGGCUGUGUGUUGUGAGGACCAUCUGCACUGCUGUCCUCAUGGAACCGUCUGCAACCUGGUUGCCUCCACCUGUGACGAUCCGUCAGGCUCCGCCCUGACGCCUCUGCUCUCCAACACGCCCGGCUUCCCUUACCGAAGCGAGAACGGCAGGUGUGACGAGUCUGCGUCCUGUCCCGGGGAGGCCACCUGCUGCCGGACCCGGGCUGGAGGCUGGGCCUGCUGUCCUCUGCCACAGGCCGUGUGCUGCGACGAUCACAUCCACUGCUGUCCAAAUGCCACCAUUUGCAACCUGGAGGCGGAAACCUGUGACGACCCUUCAGGCCUCUCCCCCCCGCUCCCCUGGCUGACCAAACGUCCCCGUCUGACGGCAGGGAUGGAGGAGGAAAAAUGCGGCAAAGACGCCGUGUGCCCAGGACGGACGACGUGCUGCAAGAACAGCUCUGGACAGUGGGCCUGCUGUCCUCUACCUCAGGCUGUGUGCUGCUCAGAUCUGGACCACUGCUGUCCCAAAGGCUACAAGUGCAACGCAUUUGACCGAACUUGUGAAAGACCCGGCGGUCCAAGUCUGCCGUGGCGGCAGAAGCUCCCGGCUCUGCAGCAGCGGUCCGGUCAAACUGGGCCUGUUGAAAACAAGUGCGACGCUCAGACCAGCUGCCCCAAAGACACAACCUGCUGCUUCAUGGAGCAGACGCUCAAAUGGGGGUGCUGCCCGCUGCCACAGGCCGUGUGCUGUGGAGAUGGAAACCACUGUUGUCCCCGCGGACACUCCUGCCAACCCCACCGCUCCUCCUGCUCAAGAGGUUCCCAUGUGGUCCCCUGGUUCACCAAAGUCGGCGCUUUGACUGAGCCGAGCGGCGUGACCGACGUCAAAUGUGACAACAAGAGCAGCUGUGCUUCAGGGACCACCUGCUGCCCGCUGCAGACGGGAGGCUGGGGCUGCUGCCCACUGGUCAAGGCGGUUUGCUGUGCCGACCACGAGCACUGCUGUCCUCAGAGCUACACCUGCAACAUGCAGACAGGAACCUGCGAGAAGAAGGCCGGCCAAGGCCUCCCUCUGAGCCGGGUGGUGCCGGCCCAGCCCCAGGACACCCAGGAUGUACCAUGUGACGGGACGGGGGAGUUUAAGUGCCCCAAGCAAAAUACCUGCUGUCGGAUCUCAGCCACGGCGUGGGGCUGCUGCCCCUCACCUGGGGCUGUGUGCUGCAUGGACUCCAAACACUGCUGCCCAGCUGGAUACUCGUGUGACCUGAAGGCGGGAGGCUGCACUCUGGGGCCCCGGCUCAGCUGGGACUCCUUGAUUGGGGGCAGGAGGACAGACUUUGUCCCUCAGGGACUCUAACCGUCACUUUUCCAUCCUCCUGUACUUGUGAAGGGACGUCCUCCCUGAAGUCUGUCCUCAGAGAGGCAGUCAUGAUGGCAGACACUGAACGUUUUUAGUUUCAUUUGAACUCUCCUCAGGAGCCCACGCGUGUUCUUAGCAUGAUUUUAUAGCUACUUUUCGUCCUAGAGAUGUUUGUGUGGUUUAGGGGCCGUCCCGGUCUGAUUGACAGGUUGGAGGUCCACAUCUGGAACCCUCCUCCAUCAUUUCUGUGAGGUCAGAGGCCAACAUGAAUGUACUCUGAUGCCUGAUGGGAGCCACACUCCCCCUGUGUGGCUUCAGGCCGCCAUUGCUCCUCUGAACAGACUCUAAAGACAUUUGGACUUCCCCUUGUUUCAUGUAGACAAUGAAUACAUUUCAGAAAGUGCGGAAGCAUUUGAAGAGCUUCUCGUCUCAUUUCUAAUCUGCGUCUCUGGGAUCUGUUUGUGUUUUUGGAGGAUUUUUUAUUUUAUUUUAUGUUUUAGAAAGAGGACAGCUGUGUAGUCCACUUCUCUUUUCUUCCCCUUUUAACGUCUUUUUGCUGAACGCAGAGGAAGACCGACCGAAUCCAGACAACGUGUGCCUUCUUCAGGUUGACGGGUUCUUUGCAUCCAAAGUGUUGCUUUUUUCUUAUGUUACAUUCUCCGUUUCUUAAGGUAAUAAAAACAAAUGAGGUCAUUUAGCAGACCCCUUGACAACAGCAUUUUUGUCUGUUUUGUCCUAAGUUGUCAGAUGAUUGGUGAAAACAGAGAAAAGCUUUUAUAGUCUGUGACUUUUUGUCCCCUUGAUGUUUGAAAAAGGCUUAAAUAAAACCUUUGAAAAAGUU